GUGUUUGUGAACUGGCGAUGUGAUCGAGGGCACGGGUGCUGGGCUUCCCCCUCAUGGGUAAAACCAGAGCUACUGUAUGCCAGCCGUGGAGGCAUGGACGGCCCCUGAGCUCGGACAGCAGACGGACAGACCGUUGACGCGUUGGCACCGUGGCCAGAGUCCGUUCAAGAAAGGUCGGCAGAGAGGGCUGAGAACGCGGCAGGCACAUCCUCCAAGGGCCCUGCUGGAACCCCUGGAGCAGGAGGAAGCGGUGAUUCUCCAGGCCUUGGUUUCCUCACUGCUUGGAGGAAGAUGAGAAUUCUCAGAGGUCCUUAUGCUGCCCUUUUUGCUGCAGUCUUGACAUCUUAACGUGGAUAGAAAAAGGCCAGGCCGUGCAGCAUCGAAGACAGGAGGAACUGGAGCCUCAUUGGCCGGCCCGGGGCGCCGGCCUCGGGCUUAAAUAGGAGCUCCGGGCUCUGGCUGGGACCCGACCGCUGCCGGCCGCGCUCCCGCUGCUCCUGCCGGGUGAUGGAAAACCCCAGCCCGGCCGCCGCCCUGGGCAAGGCCCUCUGCGCUCUCCUCCUGGCCACUCUCGGCGCCGCCGGCCAGCCUCUUGGGGGAGAGUCCAUCUGUUCCGCCAGAGCCCUGGCCAAAUACAGCAUCACCUUCACGGGCAAGUGGAGCCAGACGGCCUUCCCCAAGCAGUACCCCCUGUUCCGCCCCCCUGCGCAGUGGUCUUCGCUGCUGGGGGCCGCGCAUAGCUCCGACUACAGCAUGUGGAGGAAGAACCAGUACGUCAGUAACGGGCUGCGCGACUUUGCGGAGCGCGGCGAGGCCUGGGCGCUGAUGAAGGAGAUCGAGGCGGCGGGGGAGGCGCUGCAGAGCGUGCACGCGGUGUUUUCGGCGCCCGCCGUCCCCAGCGGCACCGGGCAGACGUCGGCGGAGCUGGAGGUGCAGCGCAGGCACUCGCUGGUCUCGUUUGUGGUGCGCAUCGUGCCCAGCCCCGACUGGUUCGUGGGCGUGGACAGCCUGGACCUGUGCGACGGGGACCGUUGGCGGGAACAGGCGGCGCUGGACCUGUACCCCUACGACGCCGGGACGGACAGCGGCUUCACCUUCUCCUCCCCCAACUUCGCCACCAUCCCGCAGGACACGGUGACCGAGAUAACGUCCUCCUCUCCCAGCCACCCGGCCAACUCCUUCUACUACCCGCGGCUGAAGGCCCUGCCUCCCAUCGCCAGGGUGACACUGGUGCGGCUGCGACAGAGCCCCAGGGCCUUCAUCCCUCCCGCCCCAGUCCUGCCCAGCAGGGACAAUGAGAUUGUAGACAGCGCCUCAGUUCCAGAAACGCCGCUGGACUGCGAGGUCUCCCUGUGGUCGUCCUGGGGACUGUGCGGAGGCCACUGUGGGAGGCUCGGGACCAAGAGCAGGACUCGCUACGUCCGGGUCCAGCCCGCCAACAACGGGAGCCCCUGCCCCGAGCUCGAAGAAGAGGCUGAGUGCGUCCCUGAUAACUGCGUCUAAGACCAGAGCCCCGCAGCCCCUGGGGCCCCCCGGAGCCAUGGGGUGUCGGGGGCUCCUGUGCAGGCUCAUGCUGCAGGCGGCCGAGGGCACAGGGGGUUUCGCGCUGCUCCUGACCGCGGUGAGGCCGCGCCGACCAUCUCUGCACUGAAGGGCCCUCUGGUGGCCGGCACGGGCAUUGGGAAACAGCCUCCUCCUUUCCCAACCUUGCUUCUUAGGGGCCCCCGUGUCCCGUCUGCUCUCAGCCUCCUCCUCCUGCAGGAUAAAGUCAUCCCCAAGGCUCCAGCUACUCUAAAUUAUGUCUCCUUAUAAGUUAUUGCUGCUCCAGGAGAUUGUCCUUCAUCGUCCAGGGGCCUGGCUCCCACGUGGUUGCAGAUACCUCAGACCUGGUGCUCUAGGCUGUGCUGAGCCCACUCUCCCGAGGGCGCAUCCAAGCGGGGGCCACUUGAGAAGUGAAUAAAUGGGGCGGUUUCGGAAGCGUCAGUGUUUCCAUGUUAUGGAUCUCUCUGCGUUUGAAUAAAGACUAUCUCUGUUGCUCACAAA
Molecule: messenger RNA, 2043 nt
Organism: Homo sapiens (human)
Lineage: Eukaryota; Metazoa; Chordata; Mammalia; Primates; Hominidae
Gene: SPON2
Product: spondin 2
Exons: 8
Coding region: 508-1503 (331 amino acids)
Cellular component (GO): extracellular region; extracellular matrix
Molecular function (GO): lipopolysaccharide binding; antigen binding
Source: RefSeq, marked validated